UGUAAAAUGGUUGAGCAGUGUAGGCUACAUGUUAAAACCAAGAAGACAAUUGUACUUUGAUGUGGGUUUUUUUGUUGUUGCUUUGUACUAGACAAGCAGAAGACAACCAUUGCCUUAAAGAAAAUCACAGUCGCCUGCCACCAAGUUCCGACAGCAAGGUACUUGACGGGUUGUGAAAAUACUGGCAAGUUGUAACGGCUCUCAUUCCAGCAGGAGCAAUGGAUUUGCCUGCAUUCUGGGCUCUCGAUCCUCUGUUGAAAACGCACGUGAAGAUCUUCACGGCUGAUAUCGAAAGACUAUCCAAUAUACCAGAUUAUCACGAGCAAUUUCCAGAUUUGUACAAGUUUGACACUCGAAUCAUUAGCAAUGUAGAAAUCGCAGGCACCAUUGUUGGCCUUGAACAGAACAAUACAAUGAUAAUAUAUACAGUCGAUGAUGGUUUCGGAACAAUACCUUGUUGUAAUUGGGCUGUUCGAACAUACGCAGAACCCGAGUUCGAGCUAGGUCAAAGUGUGAGGGUUCUGGGCCGAAUCAGUGACUACAAAAAUCAGAGGCAAAUCAAUAUCCAUGAAAUUUACAGGAUGGUCGAUUACAAUAUGGAAAUAUUACAUUGGCUACAAACCAUCCGCCUUCGGGAAUCUGUAUACAGCAAACCAUUUGACAUCCCAAAAGACAUUCUUGCCCACAAAGAUGAGCUCGUAGCCAUGCUGAAAACAAUGGAUCAAGAUAUGAUUAUGGAAAGCGAAGACAGUCAGACUCAAGAGGAGGAUAUUGAGAUCCCUGAUGAACAGGCGUUCCUCGAUACACUGUAUAAAUAUAUAGAGGAUUUAGCAGUCGAUGGUAAAAUAGAGUAUAGGGCUAUCCCGAGGCUGCCCGCAAUUCAGAAGAUUGCUCGCCAAUAUCUGACAAACUCGAUUCCAGCUGCAUCCAUCGACUAUAACAAGAUAAAACUUGCUAUUCGACAAGCAUUUGCUACACUUUGUGCGGACGGAUCAUUGUUCGUAGUUGAUGCGGAGAACGACAUUUAUGAAAUCGUUCGUCUUGAUGGGCAGCUUCGUGAAUUAAUCUUAAGUAUCAUUCGAGACGUUCAUGUGGAUCAGCAUGACAUACAUCACGGUGGUGUCACGGGAGCAUACAUCACGACCAAGGUUAAGGAAGACAGUCGAUUUGAAUCUAUAAGUUGGUCAAAGGUCUUUGAGGCAUUGCAAUUACUGGUACUUGAAAGCAUCAUUUACCAGGUCAACCCGCACGAGUACAGUUUAAUCCAAUGAACGAGCAAUCAGUAUGGCGCCAUGUUUUGUUCAGACGCCAAUGUCUUGAAGGUUCGAAUUCAGCCCAUGUAGAGCUCCGUUAGUAUGAAGUUCGAGCUGAUCGAUCGUAUGGCAGUUAUGAAUUGUAUUUUUGGAUCCCUUUAUGUGAUCUUUCAUGUUGAAGAAAUAAUGUAAUAUAUAUAAAACCCUUUGUACAUUGGUGGUGAUUGGUAUCAAACGUGA
Messenger RNA from Umbelopsis ramanniana AG, 1493 nucleotides. RefSeq lists its product as uncharacterized. Bases 219 to 1271 code for a protein of 350 amino acids. Lineage: Eukaryota; Fungi; Mucoromycota; Umbelopsidomycetes; Umbelopsidales; Umbelopsidaceae. Gene Ontology annotation, molecular function: nucleic acid binding. Gene Ontology annotation, cellular component: DNA replication factor A complex; site of double-strand break; chromosome, telomeric region. The transcript is spliced from 7 exons. Gene Ontology annotation, biological process: double-strand break repair via homologous recombination; DNA replication; nucleotide-excision repair. The record is from RefSeq and is a predicted model, not a curated record.